Molecule: messenger RNA, 726 nt
Organism: Propithecus coquereli (Coquerel's sifaka)
Lineage: Eukaryota; Metazoa; Chordata; Mammalia; Primates; Indriidae
Product: secreted frizzled-related protein 1-like
Exons: 2
Coding region: 1-726 (241 amino acids)
Biological process (GO): non-canonical Wnt signaling pathway; canonical Wnt signaling pathway; negative regulation of canonical Wnt signaling pathway
Molecular function (GO): Wnt-protein binding
Source: RefSeq, a predicted model, not a curated record
AUGUUGCGCCUACGCGGCAGCCCCAAGAGUGGUGCCGCCGCCUCUGCCCCGCGCCCCGCGCCCCGUGCGAACUCCCGCUGUGGUGGCUGCGGCAGGCCGAGGGACGCCACCGGCCAGACCAGGCAGGAGUGCGCUGCCGCGGAGCGGGGCAGGGCUGGAGAUGGCGCCUUUUGUCCCCGGAAGCCCUUGGAAGUGUGCGGCGGGCGCGCAGACGCGGCGGGCAGCCCCGACGUGGAGGAGCCACACCGCCGGGCCCGCCCGGGCCUGCUGCUGGCGCUGGCGGCCACGCUCCUGACUGCGGGCUCAGCUAGCGAGUACAACUACGUAGGCUUCCAGUCGGGCUUCUACGCCAAGUCGCCGCAGUGCAUGGACAUCCCUGCGGACCUGCGGCUGUGCCACAACGUGGGCUGCAAGAGGAUGGUGCCGCCCAGCCUGCUGGAGCACGAGACCAUGGCCGAGGCGAAGCAGCAGGCCAGCAGCUGGGUGUCCCUGCUCAACAGGAACCGCCGCAUGGGCACGCAGGUCUUCCUCUGCUCGCUCUUCUCGCCUGUGCGCCUCCACCGGCCCAUCUACCCGUGCCGCUGGCUCUGCGAGGCCGUGAGUGACUCGUGGGAGCCCGUCAUGCAGUUCUUCGGCUUCUACUGGCCCGAGAUGCUCAAGUGUGACAAGUUCCCCAAGAGGGACGUCUGCAUCACCAUGACUGCGCCCAAUGCCACCAAAGCCUGA